UCUGCAUCCCUCCUGACUCCUGUCUUCAAUGACCUUUCGGCCAUUAAGCCGCCGCCUCCUUUUUCUUUUUCUCAGACCCGACCUCUGUUUUCCACACAAAUCAUCACCUUCUCUUCCUCCUUAUCUUAAAACAAAACUUCUUCAUGGAGAACUAUUCAAUACUCUUCCCGUGUUCAUCAUCAUCGUCGGCAGCAGUAGCUGUUCCAUUCUCCUCAAACAUGGCAAAUUCUCGUAUUUUUGCUGAUCUUAAUGACACCAGUCCAGCUGGGUUCUUAGGAUUGAAGACGGAGACGGAUGCACAUGCACCACGUUCAGAUGUUAAAACCCUUCUUCAGAAUGAAAGCUUUGGCCGGCCUAAAAGUGAAACGAAGCUCGGUAUCAAUAAGAAGGGUGAUCAGAAGAAAAUCAGAAAACCCAGAUAUGCUUUUCAAACAAGAAGCCAGGUCGAUAUACUUGAUGAUGGAUAUCGAUGGAGGAAAUAUGGGCAAAAGGCUGUGAAGAACAACAAAUUUCCUCGGAGCUAUUAUCGAUGUACGCAUCAAGGAUGCAAUGUCAAGAAGCAAGUUCAACGCCUAUGCAAAGAUGAAGGAAUCGUCGUGACAACCUACGAAGGGAUGCAUACUCAUCCAAUUGAGAAAUCUACGGACAACUUCGAACACAUUCUGAGUCAGAUGCAAAUCUAUGCUUCCUUUUAGAAUAUUGGUCUUUUCAAAUUACAUAUAAUUAAUAUAGAGAGGAUUUGUUCCUUUUUUUUUUUUUGUAAAUUAUGUAACUUAAAACUUGACCACCCGAAUAUGAAAUAAAAAUGGGCAAUUGGGGUGGAAAUAAAUAAAACCAUAAAUUACAGUAAUGGUAGGGGUGGUAUGUGUUAAAUAUUAAGGGUAUUUGAUGCAUUUCUUGGACCAAUAUAUAAUUACUCAGUAUUAGGCAUUAUAAUCUUUUAAUUAUGUUUGCAGAUGUUUUAUA
Nelumbo nucifera (sacred lotus) is the source of this 966-nucleotide messenger RNA. RefSeq names its product putative WRKY transcription factor 75. The record is from RefSeq and is a predicted model, not a curated record. Gene Ontology annotation, molecular function: DNA-binding transcription factor activity; sequence-specific DNA binding. NCBI's taxonomy places the organism in Eukaryota, Viridiplantae, Streptophyta, Magnoliopsida, Proteales, Nelumbonaceae. Gene Ontology annotation, biological process: regulation of DNA-templated transcription.